Molecule: messenger RNA, 1673 nt
Organism: Cucurbita pepo subsp. pepo (vegetable marrow)
Lineage: Eukaryota; Viridiplantae; Streptophyta; Magnoliopsida; Cucurbitales; Cucurbitaceae
Product: 26S proteasome regulatory subunit 8 homolog A
Molecular function (GO): ATP hydrolysis activity; ATP binding
Source: RefSeq, a predicted model, not a curated record
ACGCAAGAAACCGGGACAUCCACCUCCAAUUCAUUGACAGUACAACGAAAUCUCAUUCUGGUUUACCGACUAUCGUUCAAAUCUUGAUCGUCUUGUAAAACUUCAAUUUCUAAAGGGUGUUUUCAAUGGCGACAAUGGAGGUCGAGACCCAGAAAGUGUUGUCGACGAUGGUGGAUAGUUGCUCGGCGAAACAGGCGGCGAAACAAGGUGAGGGUCUGAGGCAGUACUAUCUGCAACAUAUUCACGAGCUGCAGCUACAGGUCCGUCAGAAAUCCCAUAAUCUGAAUCGUCUUGAAGCUCAGCGGAACGAGCUGAAUUCGAAAGUGCGCAUGCUACGGGAAGAGCUGCAGCUGCUUCAAGAGCCAGGAUCCUAUGUUGGAGAAGUUGUUAAAGUCAUGGGAAAGAACAAAGUUUUAGUCAAGGUCCAUCCAGAAGGGAAGUAUGUGGUUGAUAUUGACAAAAGUAUCGAUAUCACUAAAAUCACACCGUCAACUAGAGUUGCUCUCCGUAAUGACAGCUAUGUUCUUCAUUUAAUCUUGCCAAGCAAAGUAGAUCCCCUUGUUAAUCUUAUGAAAGUUGAAAAGGUUCCUGAUUCUACUUAUGAUAUGAUUGGUGGUCUUGACCAGCAAAUAAAGGAAAUAAAAGAGGUUAUUGAACUUCCCAUUAAGCAUCCCGAACUAUUUGAGAGUCUUGGAAUAGCUCAACCAAAGGGUGUCCUGCUAUAUGGACCACCUGGUACAGGGAAGACACUGUUGGCUAGAGCAGUGGCGCACCAUACAGAUUGUACUUUCAUCAGGGUGUCUGGGUCUGAAUUGGUCCAGAAAUAUAUUGGAGAAGGCUCUAGAAUGGUCCGAGAGCUUUUCGUCAUGGCCAGGGAGCAUGCGCCUUCUAUCAUUUUCAUGGAUGAAAUUGAUAGCAUUGGGUCUGCUAGAAUGGAAUCCGGGAGUGGUAAUGGUGAUAGCGAGGUGCAGCGUACUAUGUUGGAACUUCUUAACCAGCUCGAUGGAUUUGAAGCAUCAAAUAAGAUCAAGGUCUUGAUGGCCACAAAUAGGAUUGAUAUUCUGGAUCAAGCUCUUCUAAGGCCAGGACGAAUUGACAGGAAGAUUGAAUUCCCAAAUCCUAACGAGGAUUCCCGGUUUGAUAUCUUGAAAAUACAUUCACGGAAAAUGAAUUUGAUGCGUGGGAUCGAUUUGAAGAAAAUUGCAGAGAAAAUGAAUGGCGCAUCUGGUGCUGAGCUCAAGGCGGUGUGCACAGAAGCUGGGAUGUUUGCUUUGAGAGAAAGAAGGGUUCACGUGACUCAGGAAGAUUUUGAGAUGGCCGUGGCCAAGGUAAUGAAGAAGGAAUCAGAGAAGAACAUGUCGUUGCGAAAACUCUGGAAGUAGAAUACCAUACGAAGCACCCAAUGGCCGAGCAAAUUUCAAGCAUUAUUGUUGCUUACCCUUUUCGUUUUUGAAUUCUCUGCCUCACCUGGGCUGUGCUUGGACGUUGUUGAACUUGCUCAUUUUACCUUGAAUGAUGUUUUCUUGUCGUCAACUCUUUUAUACUCAAUUGUAUCUGUAACUUAAAAGUCUCCCCUGCCACAUUUUUUACCGCCUCCUUCUCCAAAUGUAUUGACAAGUUGCAUGUAGUUGGCAAGAAUUAUCAAUUGGCUGAUAGUUUAGAAUUGUGUUCUA